Messenger RNA from Zootoca vivipara (common lizard), 7699 nucleotides. Lineage: Eukaryota; Metazoa; Chordata; Lepidosauria; Squamata; Lacertidae. The record is from RefSeq and is a predicted model, not a curated record.
CCGGCAAGGGAGCGCGGGACGGGUAGGCCCCGGCUGUUGGUGGUGGGGGGUUGGGAGCGGCUGGCGACCGCUGAUACCGCUCUGGAGCCUGGGACUGUGGAGGCCGGAGUUCGUAGGCCUGGUCUGAGGCGGAGCAGCCGACGGGAAAGAGUUGCCAGCGCCCUUCGGUGUGCAGCGGCCUCUCCUGGGCCCGGCGUGUGGGCGGCGGCGCUGCGUCGGGUGACGCGGGGCUUCAGGGGCCGCUUUUCCCUCAGGCCCUUUGCCCUCCGUGGCACACGCGACUUCCCUCAAGCUCGAAGGGGGCCUAAGAACUUUCGCCACACUUCCGAGGUCCUCUAUCCCGGGCCCGGCUGCUGGGGAGACCCGGCCGGGCUGCUUAAGGUCAGCCCUGUAGGCCAAGGGAGAGGCCGGGAAUGGAAGUAAUGCGCGCGUGCCGGGUCGUGGAGGAGGGCCUGUGUAUAUAGUGUGUGUGUCUGUGGGCGAGUGAGCACUUCGAGGAGAUCGCGGUGCGGGGUGGCGGCGGAGUGAAGAGGAAGUUUCUGGCCUUUUUUUUUUUUUUUUUUUGCAACCAUUUGAUGAUGAAUAUCCAGGACGUGCGAAGAGAUUAGGCGUCUCGAGGGCAUGUUAUUUCCAGCCCUAUUGCGCGACCCAUUAAAAAGUUUUGUAUUUAAAGUUACCAUCCCAACUGUUUCUGUGAUACUGUGCGAACCCCUUGCGUUGCAGAAUCUAACGAUGAAUAAAAGCUAUCCCACUGAUUAUAUUUUAGAUAAUGUACGCAGUUUUCAAAUUUCACAAGCGAGUGUGAAUAGAAAAUCCGGAAGAUUUCCCCUUCUUUUCAGGACUGGUUGUGGUGGGCAGGAAAAGUAAUGGGAAUUGAUCUCAAGGAGCAGAGACUUCCUAACCAACAUCAGAAACUUGCUUUUUAAAGUUAACAUUGGGCAUAUUCUCACAACAGAAUGCCAGAAGAAUUCCAAGCUGAAGUGUCUGGUGAAUCACAUUGAAACUGAAUGGCUGCUGCUAGUGUUUCAGUGUAUUAACAGUUGACAUUCAUAAAAGUCUGUUUCAAUGGACUAACAUUGCUACCUCUCUAAAAGGUUUCUGUGUACUACGGUAUUAUGGAAAAUGGAUGCAAGUGUUAUUAAACUACAUAAAGAUUGCAGCAGAUUUACAACUUAAUAUGAUUUCUGCUGCAGAUAACCAGAUAAAUCAGAGUGUGCAUAAAUGUAGGUUUACAUGGACAUAAAGUAGACUUUGAUGUUUAAAUCACUAUAUGCUUUUUGAACAGAAAACUCUGUAAAGUUUGCUCACUGUAAAUGAUUUUAUAUUUAGGGAUAUCAAUGGCCUACCAGUUAAACAUCCAGUUAUGAAACUUGAUGUUCAGAACUGAAAGAGUACAUUAAGCUUCAGAAUAUUGCCCUUCAUUUAAGCACAGCAUUAUGACAGCCACACACACCUCUGGUUGUCUUUCUUUGGGUCCUACACAACCCUGUAUGAAAUAUGAAAACAGCUAUGCAUAAGUGGCAGUUUCAGUUUGCCACUUGGGGCUUGUCCAGUACUACUAAUUUGUCUUAACACGGAUCUAUAAAUGGUCAGUUGCAUGAAAAGUAUUUUGGGUUGGGUGUGUAUGGGAUGUGUUCAUUUAUCAAAUGGGUUCUUUUCAGUAUUUGUAUGUAAAACUUCAUACAGUAAAGUUAAAAAGUUAUAUCAUCAACUUUAGAAAAAGCAUCAUAGUUUGUGUAAGAUUUCCAUAAAGAGAAUGACCAGUUGCCUAAUUGCUUGGGGUUAGUAAAUAUUAUUUCAGAGUGUUUUCUAAGAUUACUGUGUGUGAACUUCUGAGAUGAAGUACUCAAAAUGUUCAGCUAAGUGUUAGAAUGGCUACUGCAUCUUCAUGCAUUGUGUUAUGGCAGAAAGCCAGGAAGUGGCUAUGCUGACCUCUUUGCUCCACCUUGGUAGAGAUCAUAGUACAUGUGUGUGACUGCUAUCUUCAGAGUUCUCUUUACUGCUCUGAUAAUUCUGUGUUUAGAUAUAAAUGGAAGAAUGAGACCUGUGCAGCAUCAUUGUAGUACAAAUGCACUGAAGAAAAGUUUCUUAAGUCCAGAAUAAAUAGUGAUGCUUGGUAACUUAUUUUUUAGACCUAAAUCCUACUGGUUUGAGUAGAGUGUAAUUCUAAUUGUGCCUUGGAUUACAACCGUAGAAACUUUAUGGAAAACUCCUAUCUGUCAAGGGUUGCCAUAUCCAGAAUAUUGGAGCUGUAAGCAAUGUCUGGGUGGAAAUUGGCUAAAUGUCCAGGAAAAUCUGGACGUAUGGCAGCCGGUGUCGGCAGUGUCGUUUUUGCCGAGUUUCCUCAGGAAAGCUCAAAAAUGUCUAAUUUUGGGGGGCAAAACUAGAAAAAGGAAAAGCUCAACUUUACUGUGCAGAUUUUCACUUUUUGAAUAUUUUUAUAGAUUGUUUACAUUUUAGGUCUGACUGUGGGCCAGAUGCCUUAAUCACAUAUUUUGUCGAAACAAACAAACAAAAAUCCUUCCAGUAGCACCUAGAAGUGUGCAUGCACACGAAAGCUCAUACUUAUGACAAACUUAGUUGGUCUCUAAGGUGCUACUGGAAGGAUUUUUUUUUUGUUUCGACUACGUCAGACCAACAUGGCUACCUACCUGUAACACAUAUUUUGUGUUGUGCUCAUAAAGGGCUCUACCCUGAGAAAUAAGAUAUAAAUUGAAAAUAAAAUGGAGCAGUAAUGGGCUUAACAUUUCAAAUAAUUCAGAGUACAUACAUGUUCUAGCAUCUGUUGUGGAUUUGUGUUCUUUUCCAUAAAGUGAAAUUUAUUUACAUAUUGUAGGAUUCUAAAGUUGGAGGACACCCAGUGAUUCAAGUGCUUGAACUCCUAUCCUUUUCUAGAUGUUGCUGUCCUACAAGUCCCAUCAUUCCUGAACAUAGUUGGGGGACUGAUGGCUGGGCUUGAUUAGAGCUGUAGUCUAAAACAUUUGGAGGACACCAGAAAUCUUCAUUGAUAGUAUCCCCUCCAAUACAGUGUAUUCAGCUUUUGACAUCUAGACCCUAUAUUCAACAGAAAUAGAAUCAGGUGAUAGUUUACUUGAAAUCUGGAUGCUUCUGGGGAUGCUUGUAUCUAACACACAAUAGUAACAGAACAGUGGGUAUUCCAAUGGUGGUUUUGGAUACUUCCUGUUGACAGCAGUCAAUAUAAGGUGCUUGUAAUAUCUGUAGUACCGGUGUUAUAUAUAGUGCUUUUCGUUAAUACCAUAGUAACAUUUUUGUGCUGGGGAUAAAUAUAGUUAGGAUAUGGUUGGCAAUUAGUUGUUAGAUAAAUUAACACAAAUGGUUUAGCACUUGUGGUAUUGCAAGGUGGGGAAGGCAAAACCUAUUUCCUAAUUGCAACCUCUUCCUAUAUUUGCUAUAUUGUGUUUGUGGGGGUACUAGUUUGCUUUGUUCUUGUUUUCAUUAUAUACUUUGUGGCUUUAUUCUGUGAACUGUCCUAAGAUCUUCAGAUGAAGGGUGGUAUACACAUUUAACAAAUAAAAUACAAAUAAAUAUUUAAAACAUUUUCUGUUUCUUUCCUUGUGCAAUUAAAAAACAACAGUUUUAUAAUUUUUAAUAUUUGGAAGCUGAUAGUAGCCUAUUUACACUUGCCUUCCAUCUUCUUUUCCCUAGAAUGAAGAUCCAUCAUUCUGUUGGGAUUUGUUCUUUUAGCUCUAUCUAAUGCUAGCUCUCUGUUCCAUCUGAAUCAGGAGAGGUGGCUGAGGUGUUAGACCAGUGCUUGGAGGCAGUAAUGGGUUGGACAUGGGCUAUUAAACUGAGACUGAAUCCUGAAAACAGUAAGGUGUUAUGUGCCCCAGGUUUUUUUGUCUAAGAGGUGGGGAAGUGGAUUCCCUUGGAAGGAACAGAUUAACAGUUCUGGAGUGCUCCUGGAUUCAACAUUGGAGACUCGGGGAACACUGGAGACUAGGAAUGCCUGUUUUCAACUCCAGCUGGUUUGCCAGCUACAAUCCUUUUUGGACAGAGAUUGGCCACUGUACUUCAUGCUCUCCUAACUUCCUGAUUGGAUUCUUGCAAUGAGCUCUGCAUGGGACUGCUCUUGAAGCUGACCACAAAGCUUCAGUUGGUCCAAAAUGCAACAGCCAGAUUACUGGUUGGGGUCCAUUUAGAUCUCAUAUAACCCCUGUUUUAAGCCAGCUGCUCUUGUUGCCAGUUCAUUUCUGGGCCUAAUUCAAGGCACUCACAUUAGUGUUGAAAGCACUAAAUGACUCAGGCCCCAAAUACCUGAAAGAUUUCCUCCUUCCUUACAGACCCUCUUAGGUGCUGAGAUCAGCAGGGUGAUGGUGGUGGCCUGGAAGCUGUGGAACUCUCCCCACAGAGGUGUGUCUGUCACCUUCAUUAUACAGCUUCUGGAGAAUGCUAAAGAGCCACCUCUACCAUGGCUAUCUUAGGACACACUUUAUCAUUGUUAUUCUCUUCUCAUUGAUGGAGAUGAAACCUCCUAUUUCUCGUGCAAAGAUGAUUCUUAUUACUAAAGCUGCCAUCAAAGCUAUUAAGCUUUACAAACACGUAGUCCAGAUUGUAGAGAAGUUUAUAAAAAAGUGUAAACCAGAAUACAAAGUUCCUGGAUUGUAUGUUAUUGACUCUAUUGUUCGUCAGUCUCGUCAUCAAUUUGGAACAGACAAGGAUGUUUUCGGGCCAAGAUUCUGUAAAAAUAUAACUGCCACAUUCCAGUAUUUAUAUCUCUGUCCAACAGAAGACAAGAGUAAGAUAGUUCGUGUCCUCAACUUGUGGCAGAAAAAUGGAGUGUUUAAAAUAGAAAUAAUUCAACCUCUCCUCGACAUGGCAGCAGGAGCUAGCAGUACUGCUUCAAUGACAGAAGAUACUACUAAUAAUGAAGGUUCACCACCUCCUGCCACAGCAAUUCCAUCUGAGCCUCUUCAAGUUGCUUCUAAUUCAGUACCUGCUGUGCCGCAAUUGCCCAGUUCUGAUGCCUUUGCAGCUGUAGCCCAGUUAUUUCAGACAACACAAGGACAACAGCUCCAACAGAUUCUUCAGACUUUUCAGCAGCCUCCGAAACCUCAAUCUCCUGUGAUAGAUAACAAUGUAAUGGCUCAGGUCCAUGCUAUUACUGCCCAGCUGCAGACUACAGCAACACAACCAUCAGAACAAAAACACGAUUUCUCAGCAUCUGAGCAAAAGACAUCUUUUGAUAAGAAGCUGUUGGAUCGAUUUGACUAUGAUGACGAACCAGAAGCAGUAGAAGACACCAAGAAAGAGGAACCAACACCUCCUGUAAUCUCUCAACCAACAUUUGGUUUUCCGGGUGAAGGUAUGCAACAACCAGUUUAUGCCCAGCUCCCGAAUAUAGACCAAUAUCAGCAACGAGUGCUUGGAAUGCAGCAGGAACCUAUGCUUCACCAGGUCCCACUUCCUCCAAAUGGACAAAUGCCAAGUUAUGGACUUCUACCUGCAACACAAUUUCCUCCCAUGACUCAGCCUGGGAUGCAACCCUCACCCCAGGUGCAACAACCUUUCCAGCCUUCUUUUCCAGCACAAAGUGAACCACAUACACAGAAACAUUCACACCAGCAGGAAAUGGAAGUAGAUCAGCCUCCUGUUCACGAAGGAAAGAGGCAUGAGAGCAGAAAGUCAAGAUCUAGAUCUGCAUCAAGAUCACCCAAAAGGAGAAGAUCACGGUCUGGUUCUCGGACAAGAAGAUCACGCCAUCGCCGUUCCCGUUCCCGGGACAGACGCCGCCAUUCCCCUCGAUCCCGAUCCCAAGAAAGGCGUGAAAGGGAGAGAGAGAAAGAGCGCAGAGCAAAAGGCCUUCCUCCAAUCAAAACCGAAACUGUUAGUGUUUGCAGUACAACACUAUGGGUAGGCCAGUUGGAUAAACGAACAUCACAGCAGGAUGUUGGAGGUCUCCUAGAAGAGUUUGGACCAAUUGAAUCUAUAAAUAUGAUACCACCAAGGGGAUGUGCCUAUAUUGUAAUGGUGGAAAGACAAGAUGCAUACCGUGCUCUUCAGAAACUGAGUCGUGGGAACUUUAAAGUGAAUCAGAAAUUUAUAAAGAUUGCGUGGGCUUUAAAUAAAGGAAUUAAACCAGACUAUAAGCAGUAUUGGGAUGUAGAAUUAGGCGUUACCUACAUACCAUGGGGUAAAGUUAAGCCUGAAGAUCUGGAAAGCUUCUGUGAAGGAGGAAUGCUGGACAAUGAAACACUUAGUCCUGAAUGGAAAGGAAUUCCCAAAAAAUCAGAAAACCAAGUAGCCCAGAAUGGAGGCGCGGGAGACGCUGCACAUAAUGAACAAACUUCUCCGGUUGCUAAAAAUAUGUCCAUUCAAAUGCCUGUUCCCAUGCCCACACCAAUAACAGUGCCUCCACCACAGGUUCCACCACAUCAGCCAGGACCUCCAAUGGUUGGUACACUUCAGCCACCUACAUUUACCCCUCCCAUGGGAAUGCCACCUCCAGGAUUUGGUCCUGGAGUUCCACCUCCGCCUUUUUUGAGGCCUGGCUUCAACCCAAUGCAUUUGCCUCCAGGUUUCCUUCCUCCUGGACCACCGCCACCUAUUAACCCCCCAGUUUCAGUUCCUCCGGUCUCUGUUCCUCCUUCUCCAGGAGUAAACAUCCCAAACUCUACUGUGGCCAAUAUAAAUGAAGACACUACAAAAGACUCUUCUGUGGGAAACCCCAUUCCAACAGUAGUUUCUGCAGCUAGAGGAAAUGCUGAAAAUGCAGAUGGCUCCAAAGGAUAUCCAAAUGCUCUGCCACCCGUAACUUCUACAAGUAUCUCAGCUUCUGUCACCCAACCAGUUCCACUCCUUGGUACUCAAGGAGCUACACCCAGCCCUGUGAUUGGGCUACAGACACCUUCCACGGGCCUCUUGGGUGCACGGCCUGGUUUGAUACCACUCCAGCGACCCCCAGGAAUGCCACCACCUCAUCUGCAACGGUUUCCAAUGAUGCCACCUCGGCAUAUGCCUCCCCAUAUGAUGCACAGAGGUCCACCUCCAGGCCCAGGAGGUUUUGGGAUGCCUCCGCCUCAUGGGAUGAAGGGCCCUUUCCCCCCACCUGGCCACUUUGCAAGGCCUGGUGGAAUGCCUGGAGGGGGGCCUAGUGGACCCGAUGAUCGAGAUGGAAGACAGUUCAGGAAUGAUAGGCAGCCGUUUACUCCAAAUAGAGACCAGGAAAGGUUUGGAAGGAGGUCUUUUGGAAAUCGGAUAGAAAAUGAACGAGACCGCUAUGGUAACCGCAAUGAUGACAGAGAUCAUGAACGCCUUGGUAAUCGUGAAAGGAGAGAAUGGGGAAGAAGAAGCCCUGAACGUGAUAGACACAGAGACUUGGAGGAAAGAAAUAGGCGUUUCAGUGGACAGAGAGAGAGAGAUUCUAGAGAUAGAGAAUCUCGCAGAGAAAAGGACGAAAAUCGAGGAAAGGAGAAACCAGAGUUGACAGACAGGGUAGAUGGUGUUAAAAACCAUGAACCCCAGAUCAGCAAAGUGGAAAAUACAGACUCUGUUCCAGAACUUAAAAGGGGGGAGGCUGAACCCACAGGUGCAAAACCUGCUGAAGAGUUAACAUCCGAGACUACCUCAUCUCUUGAACAUCCUGAAGAGUCUACUGGCUCACUCACAGAGGCUCCUCGCUAGACUGGAAUACUUGUCAAAAAAAAAAAGUGACAUUGGAGUAUAGAGCUUUAGAGUUGUA